This is a messenger RNA of Bubalus bubalis (water buffalo), 802 nucleotides long. RefSeq names its product ATP synthase membrane subunit c locus 3 (gene ATP5MC3). Gene Ontology annotation, molecular function: proton transmembrane transporter activity. The record is from RefSeq and is a predicted model, not a curated record. Bases 233 to 658 code for a protein of 141 amino acids. The transcript has 5 exons. Lineage: Eukaryota; Metazoa; Chordata; Mammalia; Artiodactyla; Bovidae. Gene Ontology annotation, biological process: proton motive force-driven ATP synthesis; proton transmembrane transport.
AAGUUGUUUCAAAUGACCUUGAGCGUUUUCCGGGCUGCACCCAAUUCCCCGCCUUCUCCAUCCGGGUGCUGCGGCGCGGAUAAGAGCGGGACUGCGCUUGCGCGCCCAGCCCCAUUCCUUCGACCUCUGCCGCCGCGGCCGCCGCCACCUCCCUGGAAGAGAGGAAGCGGGAGAGGAGCCCACGUCUCCUGUCACCCAAGUCCUCCAGCUGCGCUGCCCCGAAGAGUGCAAGAUGUUCGCCUGCGCCAAGCUUGCCUGCACCCCAGCUCUGAUCAGAGCUGGAUCCAGAGUUGCAUACAGACCAAUUUCUGCAUCAGUGUUAUCUCGACCAGAGACUAGGACUGGAGAGGGCUCUACGGUAUUUAAUGGCACCCAGAAUGGUGUGUCUCAGUUAAUCCAAAGGGAGUUUCAGACCACUGCGGUCAACAGAGACAUUGAUACUGCAGCCAAAUUUAUCGGUGCGGGUGCUGCCACAGUAGGAGUGGCUGGUUCUGGUGCUGGUAUUGGAACAGUCUUUGGCAGUCUCAUCAUUGGUUAUGCCAGAAACCCUUCACUGAAGCAGCAGCUGUUCUCAUAUGCUAUCCUGGGAUUUGCCUUGUCUGAAGCUAUGGGUCUCUUUUGUUUGAUGGUUGCUUUCUUGAUUUUGUUUGCCAUGUAACAGAUUACUGCUUGAAAUGUUGGCAUUCAUGUUAAUUAAGGAUAUAAUUCUGUGUAUCUUACUGUGACUCCGAAAACUAUAGUGUUGGUGUCAUGGAAAUGUAUGUUAUUUCCAAAGUCAUUUCAUUAAAGAUGAAAACUUUAA